GGCUUAUCUAAAAUGACUCAAUAGUUACAGUACUACAGUUCAUGGACGUCUCUAUUAGUCACGAUAUGAAAAAAGGUCAGUUAUUUGCCGGGUGAUAUCACAACAGAGCGGAAAAAAACAUGUUACAGCAUGAUAGAACUACUGACGCGAGGAAUUACUUUACAGUAUACCUGUAUGUUACAGAGGGGAGGAAUUUAAUGUACUGUGCCUAAGAUACAGAGAGUGAGGGUUUAACAUGACGUGGCCGAUUCAGUUAUCAAUUCACGCUGUGACAAGACAAGGUAGAGUCGCGCGCGCAGAUUGGUUGUGAGGGUAACAGUAAUAAUGGUGUUGGAUGGUCGUUAGUGGCGGCGGUGGCGGCGAGGCGGGGCGAGGUGACUAGCUUGCUAGUGUGGUUGUGACAGGAGUGAAGGCGACACCCUCCUCCCGCCCUUCGUCUGUCUGUUUAUCAGCAGUGUUGGCGCACUCAUCUCUAGUCCACAGUCCUCGUUCUUGACUAUUUUUUUAUGUUAUUUGUUUGGGUUCGUUUGUUGUUCUGUCAGGGCCUACGGUUUGUUGCUGUUGUUGUUGGGCCAGCGGUUGUUGUUUUUAUUGUUGGCACUGUUUUAGUUGUUUUGGUCUUUUACUUAUUUUAGGGAUCGUUUGUUUUAGUGUUGCCCUUCGCUUCUUUGUUGAUGUUUUGUUUUAUCUGUUAAAGGUUUAUUUGGUUUUGGUUUAUUGUUGUAAGUGGUCAGUUUUAGUUGUUCACCAGAGAAAUGAGUCCAGUUAUGGCUUCCCCCUUCAAGUCUCCCAUAGCUGUGCUUACCAAAAUUAAGCAGUGGUCAUCACGCAAGUGUCAGCGGGAUGACCCUCCUCCUGUUGCCUCCCCUACCCAUACUCAGAAUUCCCUCCAGCCACCUGACUCAGCAGGCGUGCAUUAUUCAGACCCCUGCUGCACACCACAGCUCAACCGCUCCUAUGUGGUCACCACCCCUGACAGUGGUGUCCACACAGGGCCCUUGCUUCCCAGGCUGUCAGGGGCAGGCAGUCCAUCAGCAGUCUUCCAGGGCAGUAGUCCUAUUCCUAUCACCAGCAAUACUCCAACCUCAAGCCACUGUCAAAGACUGAGAGCAAUAAAAGAAGCUCUUCACUGGAGCAAGCUGGUGCUCUCAAAGGAUGCCCACCCAGAUAUCACACACAAGCAGGAAUCCCAGUCUCGGAAUCCCUCCUGCUACAGUAAGGAUGCCCACCGACCAUCAGUCACAUCAGUCGCUUCAUCUGCCAUCUCCUUCGCCACCACCACCACCACCCUUCUCAGUGAGAAUUCUUACAGUGACUCUUCAGAGUAUGGAGAGUCAUGGUGCCUCAAGCUGUCAGACUUGGACUCCCCGGCCUGUCUGUCUCCACGCAGGCCAGGAUGGCCCAAACUUGUGUCUGAAUCAGAAAAGUUCUUGAGCAAACCGAGUUCAGAAGUUGAUGAAAAGUCUGAAGGGAUAAAGGUCAAUUCUGAGGCAUAUGUGGUAGUGGAUAAAUUGAGGCAAAAUGUUGGUUCCAGUGAGGGCAAGGAUGCCAGUUGUUCUGCAGAUUUUGGCAAUGUUCAGAACAUGGGCAUCAAGGAUGAGUUCCAUCAGAAGUCUAUCUUGGUGUGCAUUGACCAGCUCCAGAAUGGGUGUCAUGAAGGCAUCUGUCCCGGUGAAAAGCUGGCCUCAGGUGUUGGAGGUGUGGAGUGCACCACCCCAGCGUCCCACCACAACCUCCGCAACCACUCUUUCCAUGACCUCCACCGCUGUGACAAGUGUGGACUCCACCUCAGAGGGUUCAUUCACCAAGGACAGUUCUGCCAAGACUGUGGCCUCGUUGCUCACCGGACUUGUGCUGCCACUGGCCUGCCUCCCUGUGUUAAGCAAUCAUCCAACUACUUCUGUCGCCUUAUGCUGUCCUCUGUCUUCGGUCUGAGUCUGUGCUCCCAGUUUGCUCCUGUGGAUACCCCCGCCCCGUUGCUCCUCGUGAGAUGUUGCCAAGAAAUUGUGUUCCGUGUCAAGAAUGACCCCAACCUUGAUCCUUACCGCCUGUACCGCACUCCCCCCCAACAGGAGACUCUGGCUCAGCUGAGACAAAGCUGUGACGAAGAUAUGUGUAGUGUUGACCUUAGUAUUUAUGAGCCACAUGUUAUUGCGUACCUGAUCAAGAGAUACCUUCGGGAGCUCCCACAGCCAGUGAUCCCAGAGUCUUUCUAUGACCGCUUCAUUGAGGCCACUCGGAUCCACAAUGAUGACCAGUGUGCCAAGUGUAUUGCCCUCAUGGUGAAGGAGCUCAGUCUUCAUCAUUAUUAUACUUUGCAGUUCCUGAUGAACCACUUCCUUCAGCUGUGUCAGCUACAAGUCAACAGAGGCAUCAUGGAGCCACCCACUCUCCUUAUCCAGUCUUUCUGCCAUGUUCUCCUCAGACCUCCUUGGGAAAAGAUUGUAGAGCUGGCACGCAACACUGAGGCUCACAUGAGGAUUGUGGAAAUGCUUCUCUUGAAAGUUGAUUGGGGAGAGAAGGUGCCCACGUUUGCCCCCGCCCCAGCUCUGCCCCCCAGACCUACCCGUUCUUCAGUCGUCAACCCCCCAGAGGAGCCAAGUCCCCCCUCCCCACCUUAUGGCUCUGAUGCAGCCCUCAACUCACCUGUGUAUGUGUUCACCAUCCCGCCCUGCGCCCCCAAGGCCCUGCAGGAAGCAGAGUGGUACUGGGGAACCAUCACUCGUGAGGAGGUCAAUCUAAUAAUGAAGGACGCCAAGGAUGGGACCUUCCUAGUGCGUGACGCCUCCACUGGUAACAAUGAGUACACCCUCACCCUACGCAAAGGCGGCUCAAACAAACUAAUCAAAAUUUGCCACCGGAAUGGAAAGUAUGGUUUCACGGAACCCUACAGUUUCAACUGUGUGGUGGAGCUUGUCAACUACUGCUGCCAGCAGAGCCUCAUUCAGUUCAACAAGGCCCUGGACAUCCGGCUGCUGCACCCUGUCAGCCGCCUCCAUGGGGAGGAGCCCGAGGGUGCUAGAAUGAGGGUGGAAGACAUCAUGAGUCUUCUCAAUGAUCUCAACAAGCAGUACCAGUCCAAAACAAACCAGUACAACAAAAAUUACAAAUACCAGCAGACACUCUCCCAGGAAAUUACCAACACUCGGCAAGCCGUGGAUGGCUUUGCGGAAACCAUGGCCUGGAUUGACGACCACCUCAAGCUGCACGAGAAGUUCAAGAAUGAAGCACAGCCACAUGAAGUGAAUGAUUUGCUUGACAACAAGAAGAUCUUGGUUGGACGCGUGGAGAGAGUGAGGAAAGCCCACAGUGAGUACGAGAUCCUCCUUAGUAGCCUGAAGAGAGAAAGUUUGAACCUGGAGAGGAAAUCUCAUGGCCUGAAGAUGGAGGUUCUUAAGUUGGCCAAGCAGGUGGACCAUUUCAAGAAUGUGCUUCUCUCCCGAGGAUUGUCUGCUGACCUUGACCAGACAGAGCCCUCCCAGGUGCCCCAACCCUGCCCAGAGCUGCACAACCAGUCACUCUGGGACUUUGAAGAAUUCACAAGAAAUGCAGCCAUUGAGUUGCUAACAAACAAACCUGAUGGGACGUUCCUCAUCAGAACCUCUCAGAAUGGAGGCUACGCUUUGUCCAUUGCGUGCAACAAGGAGGUUCAGCACUGCAAAAUCCAUCAGGGUGAGCAUGGGUAUGGGUUUGCCGAGCCAUUCCUCAUCUACCCAACACUGAGAGACUUGGUUCUUCACUACUCUGAGAAUUCCCUCCUCAUGCACAAUGACCUGCUCAACACUACCCUCAAGUACCCUGCUCGGAUGGCCAGCUAGUAAUAGUCUGAAAAGCAACAAGUGUGGAAUGGUAAUGUUGGUGGAUAACUGAAGCUUCACAUUGAAUUGUAACAUGCAAGCAUUGACAGUUGUUUCCCUGAAAACAAACAGGACAUUUGCAGCCCGAGAUAGCCAUUCACAUGAGAUGCAUCAUAAGUGAACCUUAUCUCAGGAAAAUGAAGACACUUGUCCGGCUUGUCAGUGAUAGGAUUUAUGCAUUCUGCAAAAUGAAUACAAAGGCAUUAGUUUGCAGAGUACAGCAUAACUAAUUGGACAUGUUCCUCUGCACAGUAUACAUGGCUGAAAGCCAGUUUGCAGCUCAACAGCUGCUACCAGAGUUCCUUGGCUGACUUCAAUGCAGUCAGAUUGAUUUUAACUUAUAUUAAAGGUGUAUGCAAUGUUAGCUGACUGAACACUGGUAGUAGACAUUAGGAGCCUCAUUUCUUACUCCGUGGUACAAAGCCAUUUCAGGACUAGCAAAGGAAAGUUGUUUAAAAAGUUGUAUUGUCACACCCUAAAGAGUUUAGCACCGAGUGAUCAAACUACGGGUAGUACCCCUUAACAUAGAGGCUACCCAUGCAUACAUUGUUUUCAUAGUGGCCAAAGACAUAAUCCAUUGCCAUUAUUUUGCUGUCAGUGUUUCAUAAUCCUCCAUAAUCUAUAUUGUUUAAAAUAGUUGAUAUUUUAAAGAAUAUUAACAGAUUACACACUGUGUUAUUUGAUACUAUGAAUUGUGCUGUGAAGAAUGGUUUUCCUCUCUUUCCAAAGAUUGUCGAGAUCUCUUAUUCAGAAAAGAUUUGAAGCGUUGGAUAUCUCGUGUGACUGAAGUGACGAUAGUGCAUUCCAGUGGAAGUGUAAAUACCUAGCAAGUCAUUAUCAGGUGACAGACUUGUGAACUCUAGCAAGUGUGAUAUAAGCAUUAAGGACACCAAGCAAAGUGAAAAGUGCUCCCGCUAGAGGCCGUGACCUGGAGGAGAGGGGCAGCCAGGCCACCACUAGUCACCACAACCCCAAAGCUACAUGCCACAAAUGUUUGUUAAUCAUCAUAGCCUCAUCUCAUUUUUAUAAACAGUUGUAUUGUUUCUAUUGAUUUUCAGUGUCUUCAUUUCCAUCUUGUAUAUGUAUGUAUAUUUGUGUGUUUAUUGUAUAUAUAUUAUAGAUAUCUACAUGUAUGUCUAUAUAUUUAGAUAUUUGUGUAUAUAUAUAAAUAUAUAUGAUAUGUGUUUCAAAUCUUUUCUACACAUUAUAUUUAUAAACACUGUCUUCCAUCAACUAAUAAUUAGCCAUUUGCUUGGUCAGUCAACAGUCAGUAAAUUUCAAAGUCUGGAUCAACGUGUGAUGAUCUGACCUGCUGAGCUAGUCUGUGAGUGUCAAGAAAGGUGUUAGGCAAGAGAAAGUACUGAUCUUUUGUGCUACAUACAAUUUUUUUUUAAUAAGACUGAUCAAAUUUUAUUUAAUGUUGCUUUUCCUCAUUAGUAAUGCCCACCUAACAAAUGCUUUGAUACAAGUAACCAGAACACCUGGUGGCCCCUUAGGGAGGCAGGCAUGUCCCGGUGAGCCGAGUGCCCAGUGCUGGUGGGUAGGAACGGUGAGGGCGGGUGGCUGUCCAUGUGUAGCUUGGGCUGUUGUGUUGAGGCAAGUAGUCCUGACCGUGCCAGUCACUACCCCUCAGUGUUGCUUGUCACCUUCCCAUGCUACAAAGGGAAAAGUCUCAAUAAAGUGCUCUUUGGUCAAA
Scylla paramamosain (green mud crab) is the source of this 5553-nucleotide messenger RNA. RefSeq names its product phosphatidylinositol 3-kinase regulatory subunit gamma-like (gene Pi3K21B). Gene Ontology annotation, molecular function: GTPase activator activity; protein binding. Lineage: Eukaryota; Metazoa; Arthropoda; Malacostraca; Decapoda; Portunidae. The coding region runs from base 756 to 3818 and encodes 1020 amino acids. The transcript is spliced from 9 exons. Gene Ontology annotation, biological process: regulation of GTPase activity; signal transduction. The record is from RefSeq and is a predicted model, not a curated record.